Messenger RNA from Cooperia oncophora, 501 nucleotides. NCBI's taxonomy places the organism in Eukaryota, Metazoa, Nematoda, Chromadorea, Rhabditida, Trichostrongylidae. The record is from the annotation of a GenBank genome assembly.
AUGCCUGGAAGACCAUCAGAACCGCUCUGUGAGCCAAUCACACCUCCACCGUGCAAACCGUGCCCUAGUGGACCACCUGGCACUCCUGGAGAACCUGGAGAGAUCGGAGAUGCGGGACCAGUUGGACAACCAGGAAGAAAUGGAAAUGAUGGGCCCAAAGGUCCACCUGGACCUGCUGGAGAGCCUGGACAACCAGGACCGCCAGGAGAAGCGGGAACGCCAGCUAUACCUGGUAACUCUAUUCAAGGAGAGCCUGGGGCUCCAGGAGAUCAAGGUCCAGUUGGACCACCAGGAAACCCAGGACAGCCAGGAGCCGACGGAUCGCCAGGUCAACCAGGACCAAAAGGACCGAAUGGCCCCGAUGGUCCGCCUGGACCAGAUGGUAGACCAGGUCCCCAGGGCCCACCAGGUACUUCGGGCAACGACGGCGAGAAAGGUAUUUGUCCAAAAUACUGCGCCAUCGACGGAGGUAUCUUCUUCGAGGACGGAACGAGACGCUGA